Scheffersomyces coipomensis is the source of this 4706-nucleotide messenger RNA. Its product is annotated as oligomycin resistance ATP-dependent permease. The transcript has a single exon. NCBI's taxonomy places the organism in Eukaryota, Fungi, Ascomycota, Pichiomycetes, Serinales, Debaryomycetaceae. The coding region runs from base 353 to 4594 and encodes 1413 amino acids. Gene Ontology annotation, biological process: transmembrane transport. The record is from RefSeq and is a predicted model, not a curated record. Gene Ontology annotation, cellular component: plasma membrane. Gene Ontology annotation, molecular function: ATP binding; ABC-type xenobiotic transporter activity; ATP hydrolysis activity.
UCCGAAUUAGGACAAUUUUCCGGCCAAUUUUUCUGUUUCCCCCCUUUUAAGCCAUACUUAUAUACGGCUCUGAUAACCAAUAAUUAAUCAGAUUUAAAGGGAACCUAAGAUGAAACUAAAGUUUGUGAUACUAUACGAACAAUAGCUGAUUUGGUUGAUCCUUCUUCUGACUAAUAGUGCAUAAAACGUUUGGUUGUAUGCGUGACGGUAAAAUUUCGUAUCUACUAACUUUUUGAAUUUCGAAAAAAAAAAAUCUUAACUUGUAUUUAAAGUUUUCAAAGUCUUUACGAACUAACUGAUUGUAAAUUAUAAUUUAUUGCUGUAUUACCACAUUAUCUAAACAGCUAUCAUCAUGAAUAGCGAAGAAACUUCACUCGAAGUUGGUACCGAUAUGGUGCCCCAGAAAAGGCUAUUGACCUUUUUAUUUCCAAAGAAGAAUGUUCCAAUUCCAGACGAUCAUGAAAGAAAACCCCAUCCCUUUAAAGAUUCCAAUAUCCUUAACAGGGCUUUCUUUUAUUGGGUUACCCCAGUGAUGAAUGUUGGUUAUAGAAGAACUUUGCAAGCUAAUGAUUUAUAUUACUUACCUGAAGAUAUGAAAAUUGAAUAUUUUAAUGAAUUAUUUCAAGAAAAUUUAUCAACUGAGUUAGAAUAUAGUCAUGCUAAACAUAUUCAAAAGAAAUGCAGAGGAAGAGGAGAAACGGUGUUGAGUUCCACCGUAUCAAAGGAAACAGAUUUACAGGACUUCAAAUUAACUCGUUUUAAUUUAUUAUUUGCAUUAGUCAUUACAUUUAAAAAAGAUAUUUUUUAUGCCUUCUUAUUUGCCCUUAUCGGUGCUACAACUAUAUCUUGUCAACCUUUCUUAACUAAAAAUUUAAUUGCUUUUGUGGAAAAUAGAAUUCUUGGGUCAUCUAUUCACCUUGGUAGCGGGAUUGGCUAUGCCAUUGGUGUUACUUUAGUCAAUUUAUUAUCAGGAGCAACAAUGGCUUAUUUUCAAUAUUGUAUGCAAAUGUGUGGUGCUUCUACUAAGUCUGUUUUAACAAAUUUAAUCCUUAAAAAAUCAUUAGUACUUGAUGCAAAUAGUAGGCACAAAUUCCCGGAUUCAAAGAUAACUUCUUUAAUGAGUACCGAUUUAUCAAGAGUUGAAAGGGCUUAUAUAAAUUUCCCACUUUUUGCAUGUUUACCUAUUGCAAUAGUUAUAAGCAUUGCGCUAUUAAUCGUCAAUAUAGGUCUAGCUGGUGUCAUUGGUGUACUUGUAUUUUUGAUAUUCUUAGUUGCUAUUUCAUUAUCCACCAAGCAAUUAUAUACAUAUAGAACCCUUGUAUCAGGAUUAACUGACGAAAGAGUAAAAGUCAUUAGAGAGAUUAUCAAUAACUUGAAAAUUAUAAAAUUUUAUUCUUGGGAAGUACCUUAUUUAUCGAAUGCUAUAAAGGCGAGAACCAAAGAAGUUGCAAUAAUUUUAAAGAUUCAAAGUUUAAGAAAUAUUAUUGAUGCUGUUGCAACUGGUUUAACAGGUAUAACUGCCAUGAUAUCUUUCUUAGUCCUUUAUGGAUUAGAAGGUUCCACUAGAAAUGCUGCUUCCAUGUUUUCAUCGGUUACUUCCUUCGAUGUAUUGUCAUUUGUCAUUUAUUUCAUUCCUGUAGGUUUAUCAACCACUGCUGAUAUGUUGAAUGGUUUAAAAAGAAUUGCUGAAUUUUUAUCUUGUGAUGAGAUUAAAACAAACGAGUUUUAUACAUUAACUAAUGAUGAAUCUAAUCUUACGGCCAUUGACAUUAAACAUGCUUCAUUCAGUUGGGAAAAUUUUGAUGAGGAUGACGAAGAUGGUGAAGAAGAAGAAGAUGAAAUCGUGAAGCCAACUACUGAUGAGCCAAUUAGCCAGGAUGAUUUCGAAAAACCGGAUUCCAAUUUCCCCGGUUUAUUAGAUAUCAAUUUAUCCGUUAAGAAAGGCGAGUUUGUUGUCAUAACUGGUUCUAUUGGAAGCGGAAAAACUUCAUUGUUAAGCGCUGUUGCAAAUAUAAUGAAAUGUGACGCUGGUGAAAUAAUAAUUAAUGGAUCCCUAUUAAAUUGUGGUGCUCCAUGGAUUCAUAACGCUACCAUUAAAGAUAAUAUUUUAUUUGGAGCAACUUAUGAAAAGGAAAGAUACGACAAUGUAGUUUAUGCAUGUGCUUUACAAACUGAUAUCGAUAAUUUGGAAGCAGGGGAUUUAACUGAAGUUGGUGAAAAGGGGGUUUCCUUAUCAGGAGGUCAAAAAGCUAGAAUCAAUUUAGCUAGAGCAGUCUAUGCUAAUCAAGAUAUCAUUUUAUUGGAUGAUGUUUUAAGUGCGGUUGACGCAAGAGUUGGAAAGCAUGUCGUUAAGCAUUGUAUUUUGGGUUUACUUAAAGACAAGACAGUGUUACUUGCAACGCAUCAAUUAUCAUUAAUUGGUUCAGCAGAUUCUAUUGUGUAUUUAAAUGGUGAUGGAACUAUUGAUGUUGGUAGUUUGGAUUCAUUAAAUAACACCAAUCCAGAUUUUAGAAGAUUAAUGGCUCAUAGUUCAACUGAAAAUGAAGAAAAAGAAGAGGAACUGAUUCCGGCCAAACCUGCUUACGAAGAAAGUGAUAUAGCUGAUGAAUUGAUUCCAAAGUUCACUAAAAAUAGCUUCCAAGAAUCUGCAUCCAAUGUUACUAGGCGUAGAAAGGCUAAAAGUGAAGAGGACGAUAAUGAAGAAGUCUUUAGAGAUGUUACAAUUGGAAAAGAUGCAUCCAAGGGAAAGAUUAUUCAAAAGGAAGAAAGAGCUGUUAAUCGUAUUAAAAAUGAGGUUUAUUUUGAUUUCAUUAAAUACGGAUCUGGUAAGUUGACUCCUUAUGUUACAAUUCCCUUAGCGGCAGUUUUAUUAACUCUUGCUACAUUCACUUCAAUUUUUUCGAAUACUUGGUUAUCGUUUUGGAUCUCAAAGAAAUUCGAAGAUAGGUCAAAUUCCUUCUAUAUCAUCUUUUAUGUCAUAUUCAAUAUUUUAUAUGUUGUUUUCCUUACUGGAUUGUUUGUUUUAUUAGCAAAUAUAACCACUAAUUCAUCGAAGAAUUUAAUUUUAAUGGCCAUCAAACGUGUUUUACAUACUCCAAUGUCAUAUUUAGACGUGACACCAAUGGGUAGAAUUAUUAAUAGAUUUACGAAGGAUACUGAUACUUUAGAUAAUGAAAUUGUUGAAAAUUUAAAGUUAAUGUUACAAAUAGGUGGUUCCCUAGUUGGUAUUUUAAUUCUUUUGAUCAUUUAUUUACCUUAUUUCGCUAUUGCCAUUCCAUUCAUUGGAAUAUUAUUUGUUGCUAUUGCCCUGUAUUAUCAAGCAUCAUGUCGAGAAAUAAAACGAUUAGAAGCCAUUCAAAGAUCGUUUGUUUAUGAUAAUUUCAAUGAAACUUUAACUGGUAUGAGUACAAUUAAAGCUUACAAAGCAGAGAAAUUUUUCCUUGAUAGAAGUAAUCAAUAUAUUAAUAACAUGAAUGAAGCUUCAUUUUUAGUAUUUGCCACUCAAAGAUGGUUAGCAGUUCAUUUAGAAAUUUUGGCUGACGUUGUAAUUCUUAUUACUUCAAUAUUCUGUGUUACCAGAGUUUUUUCCAUUAGUUCUGCAACUGCCGGUUUAUUGAUAUCUUAUUCAUUACAAAUUGCCGGUUCAUUAUCUAUGGUUAUUCGUACUUUUGUUCAAUUUGAAAAUGAUAUGAAUUCAACUGAAAGAAUAUGUCAUUAUGCUUUGAAGUUGGACCAAGAGGCUCCUUAUACAAUUCAAAACACAAAUCCAUCAUCUUCUUGGCCACAGGAAGGUUCGAUUAAGUUCGAAAAAGUAUCAAUGAAUUAUAGACCAGGUUUGCCAUUGGUUUUAAAAGAAUUAUCUUUCGAUGUUAAACCAGGUCAAAAAAUUGGUAUUUGUGGUAGAACCGGUGCUGGUAAGUCUUCUAUCAUGACUGUUUUAUAUAGAAUUUGUGAAUUAGAAGGUGGUAAAAUCAGUAUUGAUGGAGUUGAUAUUUCAACUCUUGGAUUGUACGAAUUGAGAUCCAAGCUCUCAAUCAUUCCACAAGAUCCUGUAUUAUUCAAUGGUACCAUUAGAGAUAAUUUAGAUCCAUUUGGAGAACACGAAGAUUCUAAAUUAUUUGAUGCUAUCAGAAGAGCAGGCUUAAUGACAAUGGAAGAAUUACAAGAAAUCCAAAAACGAGGCGAUAAGUAUACUGGGGAUAGUGAAAAAUUACAUAAAUUUCAUUUAGACCAAGUGGUUGAAGAUGAAGGGGAAAAUUAUUCAUUAGGAGAAAGACAAUUGAUUGUGUUUGUAAGAGCUUUAGUUAGAGAUUCCAAAAUCUUAAUUUUAGAUGAAGCUACUUCGCUGGUUGAUUAUGAAACUGAUAGUAAGAUUCAAAAGACGAUUGCUACCGAAUUCAAAGAUUGUACUAUUUUAUGUAUUGCUCAUAGAUUGAAGACAAUCAUUAAUUAUGAUAAGAUCCUUACAAUGGAUAGAGGAGAAAUCAAGGAGUUUGACACUCCAUGGAUGUUAUUUAAUUCAGAUAAUGGUAUCUUUAGACAAAUGUGUGAAAAAUCACAGAUUGUUGCUGGAGAUUUUUUAAAUGAAGAAUAGUUGGUUUGUUAUUUUAUUUUUAUAUAUAAUAUAUAGGUUUUAUGGUUUACAUUUUAUAAGAGAGAUAGAUAUAUAUAUAUAUACAUACAUAUUCAUACAAUUUUCAUAUUUU